Messenger RNA from Magnolia sinica, 2861 nucleotides. RefSeq names its product potassium transporter 4. The coding region runs from base 358 to 2640 and encodes 760 amino acids. NCBI's taxonomy places the organism in Eukaryota, Viridiplantae, Streptophyta, Magnoliopsida, Magnoliales, Magnoliaceae. Gene Ontology annotation, cellular component: membrane. The record is from RefSeq and is a predicted model, not a curated record. The transcript is spliced from 10 exons. Gene Ontology annotation, molecular function: potassium ion transmembrane transporter activity. Gene Ontology annotation, biological process: cell tip growth; potassium ion transmembrane transport.
CUGCUGCUGCUUGAGACGAGAGAGUAGAAAAAAAGGAUCCGAAUCUUUGAAGAAGCGAUGGAGCCCGAAUCUGGAAGCUCCAGUCCUCGAUCCCUUUCUCAGUUGUGGUUGAAUCAGACGGAUGUGAUUCAAUGUUGGAUGCAAUGGAUGGUCGAAAAAGAUAGAAAAGUGUAGGAAAGAAAGGGAGUAAAUUGAAUUGAUUCAAGUAUGGAUAUCAUAACAUCCUUAGUUCCUGAAAUUGGGGCUUUUGUUUCAACAAUCCAGGCCGUUGAUUUGAUGGGUCCCACUGCGCGUGGGUGAUGCCCUGAAAAUCUCCCGAAUUGGAAGCCUUCAUGGAGGAACCACUGCAGGAACUUAAUGUUAGCAUAUCAAAGCUUCGGCGUGGUCUACGGAGACUUGAGCACAUCCCCUCUCUAUGUGUACUCCAGCACAUUUAUCGGGAAGUUGCAACAUCAUCAAAAUGAGGAGGCCAUUUUUGGUGCAUUUUCCUUGAUUUUCUGGACCCUUACAUUGAUUCCCUUAGUCAAGUACGUCUUCAUUGUGUUGAGUGCUGACGAUAAUGGCGAAGGAGGACCAUUUGCUCUUUACUCGCUACUUUGUAGGCAUGCAAAGUUUAGUUUGCUUCCCAAUCAGCAAGCUGCUGAUGAGGAACUCUCAAUGUACAAAUAUGGGCCCUCAGCACAGGCUGCAGUCUCCUCUCCAUUGAAGAGAUUGCUUGAGAAGCAUAAAAAGCUACGGACAGGUCUACUUCUUGUGGUAUUGUUUGGUGCUUGCAUGGUGAUUGGCGAUGGUGUGUUUACUCCAGCAAUUUCAGUUCUUUCAUCAGUUUCGGGACUGCAAGUGACUGAGAGGAAACUAAAAGAGGGUGAGUUGGUGUUGCUUGCCUGUGUCAUCUUGGUUGGCCUCUUCACACUGCAGCAUUACGGCACACACAGGGUAGCAUUUCUUUUUGCACCCAUUGUGAUUAUAUGGUUGAUAUCUAUUUUUGGCAUUGGCCUAUACAACACCAUCCACUGGAAUCCCAAAAUAUGGCGUGCAUUGUCUCCAUAUUACAUCUACAAGUUCUUUAGAGAGACGGGUAAAGAUGGUUGGAUUUCUCUUGGAGGGAUACUCCUCUGCAUAACGGGUACUGAAGCUAUGUUCGCAGAUCUCGGUCACUUCAAUGCCUUGUCAAUAAGGCUUGCCUUCGCUUUUGUUAUUUACCCGUGCCUGGUAGUACAAUACAUGGGGCAGGCUGCUUUUCUGACUAAGAACAUUUCCAAAAUCCCAGUUAGUUUCUACGACUCAAUACCAGCUCCUCUCUUUUGGCCCGUCUUUGUGAUCGCUACCCUCGCUGCCAUUGUGGGGAGUCAAGCAGUCAUCAGUGCUACCUUCUCAAUCAUCAAACAGUGCCAUGCCCUUGGUUGCUUUCCACGAGUCAAGGUGGUCCACACUUCAAGGCAAAUUUAUGGGCAGAUCUACAUCCCUGAGAUAAACUGGAUACUCAUGAUACUAUGCCUUGCUGUAACUGUUGGGUUUCGAGACACUACUAUUAUCGGAAAUGCUUAUGGCAUUGCUUGCAUGACAGUCAUGUUCAUUACGACGUUCAUCAUGAUGCUCAUCAUAAUCUUCGUAUGGCAGAAAAGCAUUCUGCUGGCAGCUAUGUUCCUGAUCAUCUUUGCAUCCAUUGAGGGCGUCUACCUGUCGGCUGCAGUCACGAAAGUGGCCCAGGGAGGGUGGGUGCCCCUCGUCCUCUCAUGCAUAUUCAUGGUCGUCAUGUAUGUCUGGCACUACGGGACCCGCAAGAAAUAUGAGUUUGAUCUGAACAACAAAGUCUCUUUAAGAUGGCUACUCAGCCUCGGACCGAGCCUCCAAAUUGUCCGUGUCCCAGGAAUGGGCCUCAUCUACUCGGAAUUGGCCACUGGGGUGCCACCCAUCUUCAGCCAUUUCAUCACCAACCUCCCCGCGUUCCACACAGUGUUGGUAUUCGUAUGUGUGAAGUCAGUUCCUGUGCCCCACGUCUCUGUCGAAGAGCGCUUCUUGAUUGGGCGGGCUUGCCCAAGGCCCUACAGGAUGUACAGAUGCAUAGUAAGGUAUGGCUACAUGGAUAUCCAGAGGGACAACGGUGACUUUGAGAACCAGCUCAUCCAGAGCAUUGCAGAGUUCAUCCAGAUGGAGGCAGACAACACGCCACAGUUCACGAGCACCGAGAGCUCCCCCGUGGACGGACGGAUGGCGGUGAUAAGCGCGAGAGCCGACAGGCAGAGCACAAGCUUGAUAGUGUCUGAGCUAGAAGACUACAAUCUGAGCCCCACAAUUCGAAGCAGCAGAUCGCCUACCCUGCAGCGCAUAAGCCCUAUGUUUGAGGAUGGGGCCCCACCGAGGAGACGACAGCAGGUGAGGUUCCAGCUGCAGCAGAAUCCGUCUAUGAAUGCAUUGGUGAGGGAAGAGCUGACAGAUUUAAUACAAGCCAAGGAGGCAGGCGUCACUUAUAUAAUGGGCCAUUCAUAUGUGAAGGCCCGGCGAUCAUCAUCAUUCUUGAAGAAGAUGGCGAUCGACUUUGGUUACUCAUUCCUCAGGAAGAACUGCAGAGGGCCUGCUGUGGCCCUCAAUAUCCCUCACAUCAGCCUAAUUGAAGUGGGCAUGAUAUACUACGUGUAGGCUGUCCAGAAAAUAAUAGACUUCCCAUUGACUGAGCGAGUAUUUAAGGUAAGGACCUUGCUCUCUCUUUUUCUGUUACUUACCCAUGUUUUAAGAUGAAUCUGUAUGUAUAUAUAUAGUAUAAAACAUGUCAAUCUGUAUGUAAAUAUCACUUGGAGACCCACUUCAGGAGGUGGGCCUACAAUGGAUAGGCCAUGGACGGUCUUCUAUUUUUGCAGAAA